Messenger RNA from Cucumis sativus (cucumber), 2816 nucleotides. RefSeq lists its product as uncharacterized. The record is from RefSeq and is a predicted model, not a curated record. NCBI's taxonomy places the organism in Eukaryota, Viridiplantae, Streptophyta, Magnoliopsida, Cucurbitales, Cucurbitaceae. Bases 521 to 2497 code for a protein of 658 amino acids. The transcript is spliced from 3 exons.
AUGAAAUAAAGAAUUGAAAAUGGGAAAAAAAAAGAAGAUGAAGAAAAAAGGAGAGUGACGGCUCUGCUUCUGCAUGAAACGGGCGGCUGUUCUUCAAAUCACGUAUCCUUCCAUUAUCUCAACUCUCAAGAAAACCCCCAAAGACAGAAAGAAAAAAAAAAUAAAAGUUCACAAACGUUCAAACUCAAUCACAGUCUUUUUCCCAUCGAAAAAGAACGAGUCCCCUGUUUUGUUCUGUUGAGUUCGAUUUUGAAAAUUCAUAGAAAAGUUGCCUUUUGUGCCUUACCCCCUUUUUCAUUAAAGGCAAGAUUGAGGGAUUGUGUUUUAAUUCUGAUCUUUCAUGGCGUACAACCUACUUUAUCCAUAAUUCCUCCCUUUCUCUCUUCUCUUUAUUCCUUCUCCUUCUCUGUUUUUCUCCUUAUAUUUUUCCCAACUCUUCACAAACAGACUACUCUGCUCGUUUCUGGUUCACUCCUAUUCCACAGUAGUACUUCAGUAUUUGUAUGAGGUGAAGAAUCUGAUGGAAAACAAGCAAUUGGAUUUUAAUCAGCCGUUUCUUUCUGUGAGGCGGGUUUCGUCUAUGGAAACUCCGUCAGACGCUAACGGAACAGUGAGAACAGAGAAUCGCUGGCCGCCUCUUCCUGUCUAUAAGUCGAAAUUGAUCUCUGGUUCAUUGAGGAAUCCGGGGAAUGUUCCUUUUCUAUGGGAACAUGCCCCAGGAAGGCCUAAAGAUGGAAGAAAGUCACGAACUAUAGAUUGUAAAUCGACUUCCGCCGCCCCAAAACACUCUCCUGGGAUGUUUCCAGAUUCAAAGCAAGAAUAUUGUAAGAGACAAGGCUCAACAAGUUCAAAUUCUGCCCAUUUUCCUUCCCAUAAAAACAUGGUCAAGUUUAAGACCUUGAGGGAGAGGAUUGAGAGGGAUUUAAGUGAUUCAGAGGAUGAAGAAGAGAAUUAUCUCGAAGCAAAUGAUACCCUUUCUAGAUCUGAGUCAUUUUCUAUGAACUGCAGUGUAACUGGUUUGAGUGGAUUGGAUGACGGUGAUGUUAAAUCAACGGGAUCGUUCUCAAAAGAUCAUCAAACUCGCGACUUCAUGAUGGGACGAUUCCUGCCUGCUGCCAAGGCAUUGGCUUCAGAAACACCUCAAGUUUCUCUUAGAAAGCCAAGUUUUCAAAGAGAGCAGCAAAGAGUAGCAAAGAAGUUGGUUGAAAUGGAAAAGCAGCAGCGCCGAGUAAAUUCGCUUCCAACAACGUUGCCAUCGUAUUUUGCUCCUCCGAAUACACAUGACUACGAUGAAAUUAGUGUAGAUGGUGAUAUGAAUGUAGAUGAAUCUGAAUACUCAUCUACCAAAUCUUGUGGUUUCUUCGCUCGGUUUUGCUUGAGUGAUUCCUUUUGCCUUCUACACCCGCUUCCCGGGAUGAGAACGCAAGGCUCAUCUGUUACUUCAGCUCAAAGAGUUCAGAAUGAUAAUUUGACUGAUAGAUCUUGCGGCAGCAUUAAGAAUCUUCAGAAUGAGAAAAAAUCGCUCAAUGGGAACCAGAUGGUUGAGCUACACGAAGAAAGCACCGUGCUUAGUGGUCAAUCAAAUAGAAAGAGCACAUCAAACGACUUGAAAAAACAAUACAAAAAUCUACUUUUUGAAGGAAAAGCUGUUCCCAAUGACCCUGAAAGAGUUAAGAGCUCCAAAGUUCACAUUGAACCACAUGGAAGUGGAAGAACCAAAUUUCGUGAAUUAUUGGCAAAUGAACCAUCUUCAGUGAGCUCCUUUGUCGUUGAGAAAACCUUGCACGUAGAUUCUGUUCGCAGCAUAAAGUCUCAAAGUUCAAAUUCAAGCUCCACAGAUACAAAGGGAACAGCGGAUUUCUUGAUGAAGAAUCAUGAUAAGUCAACAAGAAGCAGUGAAAGUAAAGAGAUUCUUCAUUUGGAUUCUAAUGCUGAAGGUGAAAAUAAGAGGUUGAGCUCUACAAGUAUGGAGUCUAUGGAUUCGGGUUCAUCUUAUUAUGAUGCAAAAGCGAACUCAAUGGCUACAUUAUCAAAAGAAAAAGUGGCAGAUGAAAGAACAAUUGAUUCUCAAAGUGAUGAAUCAGAGAGAUCAGGCAAUCAAGAAAGUUUAGAAAGCCUUCAUCAUAAAAAGUCAAGUCAAGAAAGCUCAGAUGGCUCUUUUCAGGAUUUUGUCUCAUUUACAAGUUCAGAAGCUUCGAAGUUACAUUUAAAUAGGAAAGUGGUAAAGGGGAAUUGUAAAGGUCAUGACCAGGAUUCUAUCACAUUGACAAGCUCAAGAUCAGCCUCAACUCAAGGCAAAAUCGAUCUCGAAAGCGCUUGUCAACCAAAAAGAUCUCUGCCCAUUUCUUCACAACUUGAACUUGCUCCACCCCUACCGAAAUCUCCAUCUGAGUCCUGGCUUAAGCGCACGUUGCCAACCAUUUCGUCAAGAAACUUGAUGCCAAAGUCUACUCUUGCUACUCGUAAUUACACUACAAGGCAAAACACUGUUUUCUGAUCUCAAAUGGGAAGAUAUUGCUAAAAGUCACUGCUUUCUAGUUCUUCAAUGAUGGAAAUUGGCCAUCAAGAUCACAAUUGUACAUGGUUCUCUUGCUGCUGCCAUUUGAGAUACUUUAUGGAGAAGUCCAUUGUAAUUUGUAGUAACUGGAAAUGGAAGUAGUACAUAAGAGAGGGAGAAUUUGUCUUGGUAAAAAUGUGGGAAAGUGGUAAGAAUUGUAGAUGACCAAAAAGUUAUUUAAAGUGCUUUAUACAAAGUAACUAUUACUUGCAGUGUAAGCAUAAGAUGGAAAAAAAUAUGUCAUGUUCUGUUGCUUCAA